Messenger RNA from Drosophila suzukii, 628 nucleotides. RefSeq lists its product as uncharacterized. Lineage: Eukaryota; Metazoa; Arthropoda; Insecta; Diptera; Drosophilidae. The record is from RefSeq and is a predicted model, not a curated record.
CCAGGGCAUACACAAACCAAACCCCCAUCACUAAUUUAAAGCUUUCAGCUGAUUUCAUUUGUAAAUAAAUAAAAGGACUGGUCAUAACGAAAUCAGACGUUAUUGAGAAUAACUCAGAACCUAAUAUGACGUCAACUUCAAAUAUUUUAACUAUUGGAAGUGACACCUGCGAAACAUCAGAAAAAGUGCAGAAAACUAGUAACCCCGAAGCUUAUUUUGAGUUUAAGUUUGAUAAGCAUAUGCAGAAAUUACUUCUCGGCGUUAAGCCUCAAAAACCGGAUGAAACAUGCGUUGGGAGAUUUGCAGCUACUGAGACAAUGAGAAACGGAAAACAAUAUUACGAGUUUGGACCUGAUAAUUUUAAAAAUGGAUCUAUUAUAAGUGUAGUUUCAUUUAGUCCCAAAGAUAUGCUUUUACGAGUAAAGAAUCGCAUCGGUAAAGAACACUGGGUCAGCGAAAAUGUAAUUCAGUAUAAAAAAGAUUCCAUGUACUUCAUACAGGAAAUUGUUUCCGAUGCCUUGAAAGAAGAAGAAAUGGAAAUCUACCAAUUUUUAAGCUAUCUUAACAAAACUAGGUGAAAAGUGAUAUUUAUGAAACCAAUAAAGUUAUUAGAAAGUUUGGGUUAAAA